AGAGUGGUACAAUAUUAAUGGUGCAGUCAUUGACUAUUAAUUGCUGCGGUCCUAAACAAUAAAUCUGAAGAUGGCGGCAGUGAACGUGUUUUCGCAGCUGAAAGCCGAGUUUGAAGCGGCGCAAAAAAGUCUCAAGGAUGUGGAUGAAACCAUCAAGAAGCUCACAGGCCGAGAUCCUGAGGAGUUCAGGAACCAAGCUCGCCGUCCGGGAGGGCCUGCGCAAGGAGCUGCUGCCGAGCAAGGUGGACGAGAACGGUUCACGAAAAAGCCAGGUGUUGCGACAGGAGGUCCUCCUGCGAAACGGAGAAAUAUCGGAGGACCACCGCUGCGGACACCAAUCAAAGCUCCAGCAGAGGACAGCGGUGAUGAGGAAGAGCUACCAAGAAAGGGCGGCGUCCAAUCUUCGGUGGUGGCGGCACCCGCCAAGGAGUCCCUGCGGACGCGUCGGGAAGUGAGCGCCCUGCAGAAGGGUGACCGCAAGUGCAUGGAGCGCAACAGGCGCAUGUUUGGCAUGAUGCUGGGCACCCUGCAGAAGUUCCAGAGUGAGGAGACCAAGCGAAAGGACCAGGUUCAGUCCCAGAAACGUGCUGAAAUUGAGCAGAAGCUGGAGGAGGCGGCCGAGCGUGAAAAGGCGGAGCUGCGCAAGGAACGGCAGGACCUCUUCCUGGCACGGCGCCAGAAGCAGCAGGGAUUGCGUCGGCUGGAGCUGAAGCUGGAGGUGGCCCGCCUGCACGAGGAAGCCGAGGCUCGCCAGCGACUGCUGCUCAACUUCAUCCACACGAGGACCAAGCCACACAUCAUGUUCAAACCGGCCAGGCACACGCCGGAAACGCAGAAGCGGCUCAAGGAAUCCCAGAAACGCAUCCUCGCCAUCAUCGAGAGCCGACGUGCGAAGGUCAAGGAAGAGCUGGACGCAAUCGACGAACUCUACCACCGUGAGAAUGCACAUCCAGGCGAAGAAGAAGAAGAAGAAAUCCACCGGGACAAAGAGAACAGGGGGCCUGCCAAGGACAAGUCCGCAGACGAAGAGCAGGUUGCUGCGGAUGGCGAAGGCAGCGUUGGCGACAGUAGCGCGGAACCGGCAGAUGCAGCGGUGGAGGAGCCCGAUCGUGCCGGAGAGAAAUCCGACCCCACAGACGGUGGUGAGGUGACGGAACAGGCGACGGCCAGUAGUGAAGGCGCAGAACCGAUGGACACUACGGAGCCCGAGGAAGCUGCAAAGGAGGAGUCCGCUGGUGACCAGGCUGAAUCAGCAGCGGCCAAAGAAGCUGCUGCUGACCCGGAAUCCGCGGAGGGCACCGAGCCGUCUGAAGACAAGUCGACCGCGAAGGCCGAUGCUGCGGCAGACGCAGCACCGGAGGAGCAGGCCAAAGCGGAAGAGGGUGCACCAAAGGAAGAGACGACGCCGGCAGCCCCCGAACCUCCCAGCAUCAACGUGCUAGGAGACGAGAAGUUUGAACCCAUCUACGACGAAUGAGCUCCGCUGCCUCUUGCGGAGUCUGAUCAACUGUACAGGCAUUGCGUUUGCGCCACUUUGCAGCUGCUAGUGCUCGGGGACCUUUGCUGCGAACUGAGCAGGGACUUGUGGACCGCCCGCCCCCUCCGACCGACCCCUGGAAAAGAAAAGCAGGUUGCACGACCGUGUCUUGCACAAGGCCUGGAGGUCAUAGUGCAUAUUCGGCAGCUGGGAAACAGGAACGCUGUAUCUACGGCACCGCUUAGGCACUUGGCUGUUCAAAAAAUCACACAUACAUAUAUAUAUAUAUAUAUAUACAGAGAGAGAGAGAGAGCUGGUGAGUGUAUUCAUGAACUCUGAACAGUGCGAUCUCUAGCGUAGAUUAUAUGGAAUUAGAAGGCAAAGGUAAGGUAGAUGCGCAACUUGCUUGUGGUGUGCAUUCAUUCUGCUGCUGCGUCAUUCGCACUAUAGAUCGUAAUAGUUAGUCGUUCCAGUUUGCCCAGUUUUUUUUUUUUUACAUUGCGCUGAAGUUCUUGCUUACCUUUAAUUUGUUGCCAUUGCAUUCAUGUUCAGUUCAGAAAGUAAUUUCAGUGUUGAAGUGCUAAAACAAUCUUAAUAGGCUCUGUGCCAUUGCACUUAAAAAAAAAGAGUUUUCACUUUCAUAGCAGCACACGGUUCAUCUGCCCACAGUUUCAUUGUCAUCCUCACAUUACUCAAGUCUUGUCACUUUUACUAGCACAUCACAUCAGGUUGCAAGUUUUACUGUGUAGGGCCAUUGCACUCACAGCGGGUGGCCAAGCUUAAGAGGAGUCAGCCAUUUAGUAACUGUACUUGGUGUAGCAGCAGCACAUUUGGUUCUUUGAGUACACCAUCUACCUCCAGCUGAGAGACUUCACUUAAGAUAAUGGGACACACUUGUCUCGAAUUCUGCGUGUCUCAGCUUUUUUUUUUUUUAUUAUUUUUCUAGUACUUCAUUUGCUUCGAACUGCUUCCAAAUUUUUGUACAGGAGGGUGCAGUACUUGGCAUCACUCAACAUUUCGCUCGUUAAAUCACGUUAAUAUCCCCGUCAUUAUUGGUGGGACUACAAUUUUAAGUUGACUGCCGGAACCACGUUCAAAUGGAUUGCAGCUAGGUAUUGUGCACAUAGAACCCUUUUUCAGCUGGCAAGGUUAAGCAUAUUGAUUCAGUUAGGAAAUGUUUCCAGCCUGCGUUAGCCCGUUGCUCUUUUUAUGUUCGCAGACAGCAUUGCUUUUUUUUUAUGCAGCUGUGUUGACUCGGAAAUUCGCCACAUUUAUUGCAGUAACACUGUUCAGUUUCGGAUGACCUUCUUAAGUGCAGUGUUCAACACAGCAGGAGACACUCUCUCUGCAGUUCAUGUAACCUACGUUUAUUGAAAGGCUGAAGUACAGCAGUCGUGCUUCAACCGACAUUGGCACAGGUUUGUUCUGCAAGGGCUGUUUAUAGGCUUUGAACAUCUUCAACGUUUAUGUGUACAGUCAUAACAAACAGGAAUGCUCAAUGUUGGAGUUGACAUGUAUGCAGCCGUCGGUGCAUUGUCAACCAAGUUGCAGCGCGGAAUUUGUCUCUCAUCGCAGGUUGACUGUAGCCAUUGUGAGAGUAUUUUCAUUGUUCACUUGUGUACAGAACUGGAGCUCUAGGGGAAGACCAGAGACGUCUUUCUCUCUUUGGUCUUCCAUGAGCUAGCGUGCAUAAAUGUUGACAAUAAAGAAAAAAAAGUAUUGUGUA
Dermacentor andersoni is the source of this 3203-nucleotide messenger RNA. RefSeq names its product desmosome associated protein-like protein pinnin (gene Pnn). Gene Ontology annotation, cellular component: catalytic step 2 spliceosome. The record is from RefSeq and is a predicted model, not a curated record. NCBI's taxonomy places the organism in Eukaryota, Metazoa, Arthropoda, Arachnida, Ixodida, Ixodidae.